This is a messenger RNA of Vigna umbellata (rice bean), 761 nucleotides long. The record is from RefSeq and is a predicted model, not a curated record. NCBI's taxonomy places the organism in Eukaryota, Viridiplantae, Streptophyta, Magnoliopsida, Fabales, Fabaceae.
UGAAUUGAACAGUAGGCACUGGGUGGGAUAUUGGCCAUUGCAUUUGGAAGAAGUGAUUUUGUGAGUGUGUAGAAAGAUUAGGGUUUUGUGUGCGUUUGUAUAGAGUAGAAGAAGAAGAAUUAGGGUUUGUGUAUACGUAGAUACAGAGAGAUAGAGUAGAAGAAAUUUUGAUUGAGGGAAAAAAUGGGUAGUGAAGAGGAUUCGAUCGAGCAAAGCGUUGCGUCCCGUCGCGAGAGACUGCUUGCUCUCAGAGCGGCUCAAGAGUUGUCCAGUGCUCCCGAACCAAAGGACAACGACGAUGCUGAAGAAGAAGAAGAUCAACAACAAGAAAUGAAGUUUCGUAACUACGUUCCUCAUGACAAGAACCUUCAGGAAGGGAAGCUUGCCCCUGCUGUGCUCCCCAAGUUCGAAGACCCUGUCGAUGUGCCUCCACUCGAACCUCAGGCUCAGGAGGAUCCGUUUCUGAAUAUUGCUCCGAAGAAACCUAACUGGGACCUGCGGAGAGAUGUGCAGAAGAAGUUUGAUAAGCUGGAGAAGCGAACUCAGAAGGCUCUCUAUCAGCUCAUGGGUGAAGUUAGGUUGGAUACAUAGAUGACAUGAGACACGGUCACAGGAUGCCAUCUAGUGGAACAAGAGAAGCAAAAACAAUUGACUGAAGGAGAUGAUACAAAUGGCACAGCAGAGUAGAUUGCAAUUUGUUACGGAAACUGAAAGAUAUGGAAGCAAUAUUUUGAGAACUCCUGUUCCAUUUAAGCGUGUUA